AUGGCCACGAAUGGCGUAGGUACUCCAGUUGAAUCUCCACUGCGAAGUCUCCGGCCGAAGGACUCAUCCAUCACGCCCGAGCAUGCGGAGUUACAAGGAGAAGGCAUAAACAGGAACACAGCGGAGAGGCUGGAAGAAUUAUCGGCCCUUGCUGCAGAGGCCAUUCCGUCAACGCCGUUCGGUAUCAGUCAUGAGCAAGCUUUUAAAAGUGCGGACGUGCAGUCCACAGGGAAGCAAAAGAACAGCGCGAGGAUCCCGAAGCGGCUUUUCAACGCGACCAAGGACCAUGUAAUCAAUCAUGAGAAUCCAUCUAGAGAUAUAAACGGGAACGCCGCGGGGCCGGCCCCUACAACGAAAGCGUCGAUGAGCUGGGCUGAGGCAUCCGGUCAGUCACCCAGGCACGCUGCCGAAUACUCCCCGCAGUUGUGGCCUGCUGGACACGACGAGCCAUUCGUGAAAGAAGAAGACAGCUUGGAUGGGUGGCAGUACAGUCGCAGGGAAAGCCGCGAGAAGCAGAGUCACAUAUCCCCGACCUUGGAGGGAUGGGACUAUCUGAUCAGCAUUCCCCAAGAGCAAAUUGAACAGCUUGCCAUGCUUCACAGACCGCCUCAUUCGACGUCAGGAAAGGUGAUCAGAUAUGAAGAUGGGCAGAACAAUCUCGUCGCGAUCGUGCAGUUCGACAACGACGUCAAAUACUGCGUGCGCAUGCCCUCGUGCGGUUCGCGAGGCGUCUGGAACAAGCACGCAAGGUCGACGCUUCUGAACGUCGUCGACACCAUGCGCUACGUCAAAGCUACGACGAAUCUGCUGAUACCGGACGUGGUCGCCUACGACGUGGGAUUCGAAAAUGCCAUCAAGGCACCUUUCAUCAUCACGAGUUUUGUUGAGGGAAGGCGCCUCUCCGACGUCUGGUGGGAUGCUGACGGAACCGAACCAGGACAAGACUUUGUCUCGGUUCCUCGAGAGCUCGAGGCCAAGAGACAGAAGAUUCUAAGGUCGAUUGCAAAUCAAGUGGUUGAACUCAGAAGUCUGAAGUUCAAGAGCUACGGGGAGUUUAGACUUGUCAACGGAGAUGUGAGGCGACCAACGGUUGUUCCAAUCAAGAUGCGCCCCUUUUCCUCCAUUCUCGAAGACGACAUUUUGGACAGGCAUGCGAGGAGAUUUCCUUAUCUUAUGCUUGACGAAACUUACAAAGUAAGCACCACGAGCUCAAUAUCGUCUUUGAAGUCCUUUACGGGAAGCGGGACUGCCACUUCAUCGUACGAAUAUUACAAUGAGCUCCUCCGAACGUGGUACGAAACUACGGUAAGGACCUUUGCCAAGUACGACGUAUUUGACAGACCGGACGAGAACCCCAUGGUCAACAAAACCCGUGGGAUAUUUGCCCUGUACUCGCUGCUGCUCAAGUACCUUCCCUACGCACCGGGCACGAGCGAAUCCUACCAGCAGAACGAAGAGUUUGUCCUGGCGCAGACCGACUUCAAUCCUCAGAACAUCUUCGUGGACCGCGAGGGCAACGUUACCGGCUUUAUCGAUUGGGACUACACCGACACGAAGGCGCCGUAUCUGGGAUGGGCGCGGCAGCCGGUUUUCUUGUGCGAAGACUGGGCCGUUUGGAAGACUGGUCAAAACGUUAGCGGAGCCUUGAGCUGGCCUAGCAGGACUGGCCCCGUGACGUGCGAGCUAGAGAGGUAUCGCAAAGACUACGCGCGCUACCUCAUCGAAGCCUGCGCCCAUGACAGCGACGAUUGGCGAUUUGUGCUCAAGACGCCCUUGUUCGACGCCGUCGUCAGCUCCAUCGGCGGCAUAAGGUAUAUGGAGACUCUUCUCGUCCGCGUGCUGAGCACUCACGUCGGACAUUACGACUGGAUUAGCCACUUUCUCGACGUCGGGCAGCGUGGCUUCAAGCCUGGCGUGCAAAGCUUCUACGAAAACCUGUUCAAGCGGGUGCUUGACUGCGAUCCGUUGGCGGUCAAGGCAGAGCUAGGAAUUAUGGACGUCUCGAAGGAGCUUCGGACGCUGAGGUUGUAUGUGAAAGAGCACUGCAAGACGCACGAGACGUUGUAUAAGGCGCAGAAAGAGCGUGUCGAAAUGUGCAAGCGGCAACUUGAGCUCGUCAAGAAGCAGAACACGCUCUUACAAAAGACACUGGCUCAAGGACUGCACGAUAUGCAGCCAAAUGCAGCACGGCAGGACGAUCCAUCGGCGCACUCGUUGGAUGAUUCGCAAGCCAGCGAGCCUGUUGAGAAACUUCGCCAGACUCCAAAUCAUCUCUCAGUUGAUCAAACUCUUCCCAAUCCGCAUCAGUCCACGGAACAAAGCUCGCCGACAUCAAACAGAAUUGAUGACCCGCACCAUGCGGCAUGGAACCGCGGAAGAUCCGAAAACUAUUUCGUCAUGAGCGGAGCGUUGCAACCGACGACGCUACUGGAUUGUCUCGGCUCGUCGUGUGGUAGUCUGCAUUUUGAAAGGCCACGAACGCCGCCACAUCCGUCUCAUACACAUUAUCGGCGACGAUGGAAAAGGUUCAUAGAAGAAUUGAGAAGCCGCUUUAAAAAAUUCUGA
Molecule: messenger RNA, 2565 nt
Organism: Verruconis gallopava
Lineage: Eukaryota; Fungi; Ascomycota; Dothideomycetes; Venturiales; Sympoventuriaceae
Exons: 1
Coding region: 1-2565 (854 amino acids)
Source: RefSeq, a predicted model, not a curated record